UCUUCGUCUCCUACUACGUACUCUGACUUUAUUUUCAAAACUAAGACAACAGUACACAAAAGAAGAUGAAGCCAGAGGAGACAUUCGAGCAAGAAAAGGAAGAUCUGUAUCAGACAGAUGAAGAAGACGAAGAAAGCCAAGCCGGGAGCUCUGUUCCGUCAACUCCGUUAUCUCGUAAUGGAUCCAACAACGAUCCCGUUUCGUGGCCUAGAAGUUACCGACAAUCGAUGGAUAUGUUGACCGGAGUUACACCUCCGAUGAGGACAAGUUUUGUCUCUUCAUUUCACAGGAGGCGACAAAGCUCUGUUUCCGGUUCAUUUACUUCUUCCACAAGCAAACAGCAACUUCUCAUCGACAAAGACAAAGAUGAGAUCCAAAACAAUUUUGUCACAUCCAUCAAAUCAUUUCUUGCUUCUCAUCUCAAUCUAUCAGUCCCGGAGGAUCUUUCGUUCCCCCAAGAAACCCGCAGCUGCACGUUCUCUCAAUCCGUACUCAACGGUAAUAACUAUAUCUAUGAGUGUUUCAGUCUGGCUUUUUGGUUUAGUUCUUGUCAGUGUUUAGAAAUGUUCUGUAUGUAGUAAAAAUAAUCAAAUAGAUGUACUGAGUUUAGUAUAGGGUUAGUUUUUUUUGGCUUAACUAGUAUAGCUUUAGUUGCAAUUUAAUUAUUCAUCAAUAGUAUUUGGGCUUUUUGCAGAAUUGACUUAUAACUUAAAGUCAAACACAAAAUUAACCUUCUUUUUUU
This is a messenger RNA of Brassica napus (rape), 742 nucleotides long. Its product is annotated as amino acid transporter AVT1E-like. The transcript has 2 exons. Bases 66 to 578 code for a protein of 170 amino acids. The record is from RefSeq and is a predicted model, not a curated record. Lineage: Eukaryota; Viridiplantae; Streptophyta; Magnoliopsida; Brassicales; Brassicaceae.